Messenger RNA from Epinephelus lanceolatus (giant grouper), 11824 nucleotides. RefSeq names its product fibroblast growth factor receptor substrate 3 (gene frs3). The record is from RefSeq and is a predicted model, not a curated record. Gene Ontology annotation, cellular component: cytoplasm. NCBI's taxonomy places the organism in Eukaryota, Metazoa, Chordata, Actinopteri, Perciformes, Serranidae. Gene Ontology annotation, molecular function: fibroblast growth factor receptor binding; transmembrane receptor protein tyrosine kinase adaptor activity. Gene Ontology annotation, biological process: fibroblast growth factor receptor signaling pathway.
GUCUGUCAGCCAGGCGCACCUUUCCUCUCUGGUCCUCCAGCGUUUCUUACCUUCUUGUCGCGUCUCUCAGCCUCGUUGUCUGGCGGUGAACUCUCACCCCAGCUGCUUGGGAAAUGUCAUACAGCAGGCAGAGGCCCGUGCUGCAGUAGGGGGGCGUAAUAGGAGGAAAAAAUAACAACAUUUUUUUUUUUUUUUUUACUGCUCUCACUGCAUCUUUUAUCCGCGUCUCUGCCGUGCAAGUGCCACAUCCCGCUACCAACAGCAGCCGCCGCCGCCGAUAACCCAUCGCAGUCUCAAUGCUUAUUUCGCAUUAGGGCUAAUAUAAAAAAAUCCGUGCCAGACAUGGGGGAGAACAUGAUGCUUCUCUUCAAGAUGUCGGCCCAACAGACUAACUGGCUUGUGACGACGAUGCCCAGUCGAAGAUCCUGGGAUUGAGACGUGAAUCCCUUUACACUGAUGGCCUGGACUGAGUUUCAGCUGGCCUGCUGAAGCUAUGGGGAGCUGUUGGAGCUGUCUGUACAGAGACCCCAUCCGAGACAACCAUCUCACCAAAUUUAAGGUCACCAAUGUGGAUGAUGAGGGCAACGAGCUGGGCUCUGGGAUCAUGGAGCUCACCCAGACCGAGCUCAUUCUUCACACACGUAAGAGAGAUGCCAUCCGGUGGCCGUAUCUCUGCCUGCGCCGCUACGGCUACGACUCCAACCUGUUUUCUUUUGAAAGCGGUCGCCGCUGUCAGACUGGGCAGGGAAUCUUUGCAUUCAAGUGCUCCCGUGCAGAAGAGAUCUUCAAUCUGCUUCAGGAGCUGAUGCAAUGUAACAGCAUCAACGUGGUGGAAGAGUCGAUGAUGAUGAGUCGCAGUGGUCACACACCAGAGAUGGAAAUGUCUCGCACACCACAGACUCCCAACACUCCAGCGUUCCCUGUCCAGGCUUUUCCCAACGGCUACCCUGGUUAUCCAAUCAGAGGUGAUUCCUCCCAGCCCUCUCUUGCUGAUGAUCAUGGUCAUAGCCUCAUGGGUUUGGAAGACCAGACCCACACCUAUGUAAAUACUGUUAGUAUGGAGGGGGAUCUCUCUAUGCGUCACUGUGUGCACUCCCUGCCUGAGGUGCGGCCCAGCUCUUUCCCUGAAACAACACGGGGAGCCAUGCCUGUCGGGGGCCAAGGAAAUCCGCAGUCCAACAUGCGGUGCUGUCCCCUGGAGGAGCAUAACGAUCCUCAGGUGUUCUUACAGCCGUCCUCGCAGGAGGUCAAAUUCAUGCUGGGCCCCACUCCGGCACAACGCCAUCUGCUGGAGAGAGAGCGGGAGAGAGAGAGGGAGAGGCAUGGGCACAAUCCUCACAACCUUCAGCCAGUAGAGGGUGCAACAGGCUCAGAGACGGAGGGAGAUGAGCCCUCUAUGCACCUGUGCAACUCUCACUCCUAUCAUCAUUUCCAUCAUCACGCGCACCGGCACCCGGGCCUCGAGCACCCAGACAGCUGCCAGAGCGGGGAACUCACCUACGAGAACAUCAACGGGCUGAGGAGCGGCCGGAAGCAGCGGCUGAGUCCCAGCAGCGUGUCUCAGUCUGUGGGUUCAAGCAGCAGCAGCAGCACUGGGGACAGUCACACCCACUCCCUCCUGCACCCACACUCCCUCGGCCCAUCGUCUCUACCCCAGCAGGGUUACCCCUGCGAGAGGGGCAUGGGUGGAGGUCAUCGUCGGACAGCUCUGCUUAACUACGAGAACCUGCCAUCUCUGCCACCGGUGUGGGAAUACAGCGCUCUGCAGCGGGACGACGAGCAGGAGGAGGAAGAUGAUGAGCAGGAUGAGGAGGAAUAUGAGGAAGAGGAGGAAGACUUUGAUGAGUAUGAGUUCUCAGAAGGCCCUGGGACACCCAACGGGUACCACCAGGAUGCUCGGGGCAUCCACAGAGAUGCCCUGCAGAACUAUGUCAACACAGAGCAGGUCCAGCCGCCCCGGCUCCGACACGCCUGCCCCCCGCAUCCACGGCCGUGUCAGCCAGACAGAGGGGGGCGAAUAUUUAGCUUUGAUUUCCGCAGACGAUCGAGGUCAGGGGUUGGAGGCUGUGAGCACGGCCACAUGCCUCCAUCUCGGCAGCUGAAUUACAUCCAGGUGGACCUAGAGGGAGAACCUCCCUGCCAAGCCCUCAGCGGCGGGGGUGCCCAGACCCAGCCACAGCACCAGCGCCUACCACCCAAAAAAUGUGGCCCGCAGGCACCCCGGCGCAGUGAAUGCUACGCAGUCAUUGACCUAAAGAAGACCGCUGCCAUGUCCAACCUGCAGAAAGCUCUGCCCAGGGAUGAUGGGACUUCCAGAAAGACUCGCCACAACAGCACAGACCUGCCUCUGUAAACGGUGUUCAGACUGAAGAGGAACGAUGAAGACAGAUGAAGGCUUAUCCUCAUCUUAGCACACUGGACCCUUCACUGUCAUCCAUCCAUUCAACUGUCGGGCUGACUAAUACAGUACAGGUACCUAAUUAGAAACUUACUGAAACCUAUCUGUGCAUAUAACAGGAAAUGAGGAAUCUUUGAGGAGAAUUUGCCAUUUUAUUCUGUGUUAUUUAUUAGAUAUGUGGUGUGAAGCUCUCUCGAGAAAUUGGCAGUUUGCUGGAUAUAUGGAUAUUUAAAUAUAGGCAUAAAAUCAUAUAAACUUAUAUAUGAUUUCAUGCUUAGCUAUGACUUAGAGCAGAGACCUCUGUUUUCAGUGGAAGCAGUCAUUGCCAUACUGUAUUAGCAAACUUUAAUUCAUGAACCCAUCUCCACUCACACAUUAUUGUUCCUAUCAUUUAGUUAUUUUACAUCCAUGUGGUUUUUUACUUAAAUACUAUGAGAGGCAAAAAUGUGACCUCGUUGCAGGAGAAGUUGGCGUGAAGGAAGGUUAAUGGUUCCUCCAAGAUACUGGCCAAUAUUCAUACCUCAUCACAAGCAUCUAAGUCUAAACGUGUGGCUAGUAGAAGAGACCAUUAUUUGUUCAUAUAUGCCUAUAGAGCAUUUUGCACACAAUCCUAUGGAAUUGUAUUUUAUCAUAUUUAAGGGAAUGGUGUCGUCCAGUCCAAAAAAAAAAAUAAUGGAGUUAAGUGAACAGAAGAGAUGGUGAUAUUUGCAGAGUUAUACUAAACUGAAUGAUGGUAAAAGUAGCACACAUGGAUGAAACGAGCUCCGGCUCCCUCCUAUCCACAUGCAGCAAAUGAAAAAGUAGCAUAUCAUCUUUGAUCACAUCCUUCUGCACCUCAUCCCAGACCUGCAGGAGGUCCGCGCGGUUUACGCUUGUCACGUUGCACUUUUGACCCUGGGCCACUGAAACGCUCUUUGUCUCUACUCCCACGCCGCUGGAGCCACAGCUUUGACCAUGUCCUUUUUACCAAAAGCAGGGGGCCUAAUAUUUCACGCACAUUCUUAGUCAGCAUCGUAGGUAGGAUUUAUUUACAUGCUUUGAUGGCGACAUCAACAACCUCAAAUAGUGGCAUUAAGCUAUAACCUCACAUAAAAAGUGCUGAAUAUGUAAUUUGUCAGUUAUCAGGUGUGAAUGCUGUUAAAGGGUAAUCAAGUAUGUCGCAGAGUCAUGACGUGGAGAUUUUUGUGAGGCUAUUUAUCAACCUUGGUCAGAUAUUUAUUUAUUUAUUUAUUCAUUCUUUUGUUUCUGAUUGUAAUAAUUUUGUUUUCCAUGUGACGACCAGCGUUUUGUAAUCCAGUUGGUAAUGCGGAGACCAAAGUUUCACCUCAAAUUAUCACUGGACUCUGGUGUAUUACUGUUAUAACUGUGCUUAGUUAUAUUUAAAAAGAAAAAAAAGAGACUGUAUUUAUAUUUUAAGUGCCAAAACUUAUUUGCAAACUGUAUGAUGAAUAGAAAUCAAACGUGUCAUAAGGAUUUGUAGGAAACAAUAGGACAGAGAGUUAUGAGGUGAAUACAGUCCGGAGAUAAAAACAGAAAAAUCCAACUUUUCAAGGAUUAUAAUUAAAAACGAUAAAAACUGCACAUUCCACCUCAUCCACAUCGACAGCCAUCUGGGAGCGAGAUCUAAGAAUGGUGAUGUUGUAGUCUGAUAAUCACAGCCAGGGUGGUUUUAUGCUGCUACAUGUACAUACUAACAGUAGCCCCUGUAGGCUACAGGUACCUGUCAAAAUGAAAACGUUACGUGUUUGAACCUAUGCGAUGUCAGAUCUUUUACCAUAUUGUUAAUUGCUAAUAGAAGUAGCAUUGUUGUGUUCUUCUGGGAUCAUUUAUGAGCAGUAGAAAUAUAUAAUGUACCAUUUCAGAGAACGUUUCAUUUGGCAAGUAUUUCAUUUCACUGAUUGUUUUUCUGGACAAACUGGCUGUCUGAGAGCUGACGGAGGUACAAGCCCACUGACGCUGUCAUGUUUUUGUUGAGCGCUCACAUCAAGGUGAUAUUUUUCAGCUGACGGAGGAGGUUUUACACAUGUUUAGGCCUUCAGAUGUUAGUUCCUUCAACAGAGUGUUCAAAAGAUCAGUAUGGGACACAAAUACAAACUCUCAACUUCUGAUGAGGAGGGUUUUUUGGCUUCUGUGUGACAUCAUGUGCAAAUCAAAGAUGAUUUAUUCAAAAAUAUUUAUGCAUGAUUAUUGCUUCUGAUUGCUGCUGUAUAGAUAUUUAUUUUACAUUAAAUAUAUUUAUUUAGAUAUUUAAUUUAGAAUGAUAUAAAACUGAAAAUCAGUCAGAGGAAAACCAGUUCCUAGACUCACAUAAUCUAUUACUAUUACUGCUAUUUAUUUAUUUUCAAAUUAUUAUUUGCUAUUUAUUUUUAGACAUGAUACAUUUUCAUUUUAUGACUUUAAUGUUUUUUUAAUAACCAGAAUUGUUCAGUCAAUACAAUGCCAGAAAAUGUGGAAAAAUGCACACCAGUCUCUAAAUUACAAUACCAGUAUCCUUUAAGUGAUACUGAGACCAACAGAGUACUUUACUUGAUACCUUUUUUAAAAAACUUUAUUUAAAACCCAUCAUGUGGAAGGAGUGGCGUAUAAUAUAGCCAUUUUUUUCAAGGGUUUUGGUCCAUCUCGACACAGUGAACUGCAAACUCUGUCUAAUACACUGCGCUCAACCUCACCACACCACAGACUGUAUGGGUUGUAGUUGCUGAGUUAGUGGGUCAGUCACAUCUCACAUUGGAUGGAGGAAUGCUUUAAGUGACAGGCUGCGAGCAAAACCUUGGAGUUUUUCCCCCCCCUGGGUUUUGGUACAAAAAACAUUGAAUCCAGGUUUCAGUGGAGAGGUUUUAAUACUACUUGUUACUAGUUUAUUUUGGUCAGUAUUGUAGACGUAUUAAGUACCGAUUCAAAGUCCUACUAGUUUCCAACAAUCUGUGGGGUCAUCUUAUUUUGUUCAACCAACAGUCCAAAAUUUAAAGAUAUUAAAGGUGCUGUAUGUACCUCUGGAGAAAGACCACCAACCUAAAGCCUCAGUAUUUGUAGACCUGGGAAUCAACAAUCAACUAUCUGUCUCCAGAGUUACAUACAGCACUUUUAAAUUGUCAAUAAUCUGAAACUGGAAAAGUCCUCAUAGAGAUAAAUAAUUUGUCAAAAUUAUAGACAAAUGAAUUAAUCUAUAGUUCCAAAACUCACAUAAUCUAUUACUAAAUUGUCGUUUUUAAAAGUCACUUUUAUUCACAGGUGUUAAGGACAGCAACAUGCUAUUAUUUUCAUUAUUAAUUAACCUGUUUCUUUUUUUUUUUCUGGAUUAAAGCUGGGUUAGGCAGAAGUCUGGAAGGGGCAAAAAAAGAUCAGAAUUUCCUCCCCCUGCAGAUUGGCCUUUCUGUGCUAAGCCCCUCCCACCAAAUGAUCAUGGUAUAUGUUAAAGUUACCUUCACAAAGGUGAACUUAAAGCCGCUGCCAUGACUGUUUAGCUCUGAUUAGCAGAGGGCGAAACUAUUAGCAGCAUUCUCUCUUCAUCUCUGAAAUGCCUUGCCAAUACUGACACGUGUUAUAUUGUGUUUAUCUUCACUCUCCUUUAGACUCUUUUUGAUAAGUCCGUCUCCCGUUUUGGGUUGCUUUGCAGUGUCGGCAGUUGUUGCCAAUGCUGGAAUAGCAACUUUCUUUGCAGGAUUCUCCGCUACUGAAUCAGACUGUCAUCGAACAGACGUGCACACACAUCUGCAUUUGUAGAAUAGCCAGUAGGAGCGCCCCCUUGCUAAAGUGAUCUGUGAUUGGCCAAAGUCUCGCGUCACAGGCUAGAUUUUCCAAAGAUUGAAAACAGAGCCAAGAGGAGGUGCUGAAAUCAAUGUUUUACUCUCAGUCCACUUGCAUUACAGUAUGCUCAAAGUUUAUUGUGGGAUUUUUGCCCAUUGAAGCCAAAAUUAAACUCCCUACCCCAGCUUUAAUCUGUAAAUUGUUUGGUACACAAAAAGCCCAUCACAAUUUUCCUGAACCCCAAGGUGAUGUCGUCAAACGGCUUGUUUUGUCUGACCAACAAUCCAAAGCCCAAAUGUUUUCCAUUUACAGAUAUAAAACAGACAAAAACAAAAAAUAAAAUGAAAUAAAAAAUAAAACAACUACUGCUACUGGUUUGAUGGUAACAAUAAUGAUAGAGUUUUAGUGUCUGAUAAAUAUUCCCAACACAGAAGCUUUAAAUACCCCCAAAUGAAAAGUUGAUGCUUUGUAUUUUUGUUCCACCAUCAUAUUUCAAUAUGACAUUUUUAAAAAAGUAUCUUCUAUCACAAAAAGGCCAACUGUUAGGGGACAUUUUUGAGUGUGUUUGCGAAGAUAUUGUCAUGAUACAUUGGAAGGAUGUUUACAUUUUUGCAAUAAUGGAUGAAUUCUUGUUUUGUCGAUCUAAAUCAGACCAAUGUGUGAAGUGUGACUUUUAAAUAGUAGUCUACGUAUAGAGCUGUGGGCUUAAUGUAUUUAAUCGCCUGUUCUUCUGUGAAUCAGCAGUCUUAUUUUGAUUUCAGGUACAAUGUUUACCUUUCAAUCUUCAUAGUGUGAUCUCAGCUAUGAAAGUUAAAAAAAAAAAAAAAAAGAGAUGCCUGUUUUCUUGAUUGUCAGACACUGUGUUUGCUUAAACUCACAUUAACAGUGCCAUACAGUAGGUGACCAUUGCCAGUACUUAAAUUCAAUUUUAUUGUAUUGAACUUUUCAAACCAGUGGCUAUGUUUCAUCCAGGAAACAGAAAGUGUUUCACCUAAUUUCUCAGAAUAUUGUUACAUGUGGUUUUAUGGUCAUUUUAAAAAAAAAUAUCCAUGUUUAAAUGUGUUAGCUAUCUUUGUUAUAACGCAGUAACCUCACCAACACCCAAACCAGUGAUUACAGCAUCAUUACCACAGACUCCUUUGUUUACUGAUUAAUAAUCAAAGUAAAUAGAUGUGCUAAAUCAUUUUUCAAAAAAACGCUUUUGUGAUCUAAUUGCACUUGAGUUCAAACAAAGUGCAGCUCCCAUCCCAUUACUCAUUGUGACUGACUAGGGGGUUGAUGCUAUCUGAAAUGUGUAAUUCUCAGUCACCUUCAGUGUUUAUGCUCUAGGCGUAAAUUCACACAGGUGUCAGUGAAAUUUAUCAGGUGUCGCCCAGGGGUGUGAUUGGUUUUUCAGGGCGGGAUGACACAAAGUUUAUUAAGUUCCUCAAACUGAAUUUAUUGGAUGGGAUGUUAAACAAUAAAAGGACUUGCUCUGUGUUUACUGUACAAACAUGAAUGCCAUGAAGUCCAUUGUAAUAAAUUUCUCACUGUGCCUUUCAUAUUCAAACUGGAGAAACAUUUUCGUCACUGUUUAUGAGAGCAGCCUGCUGUUAAAAAAAACGAAGCCACAUGUUGAAAGUUUAGAAACAAAGUUGAAAGGGGCCUGUGGUUUCAUACUUCAAGCUGUACUUGAAGUUGUGUUUGAAAAAAGUGCCAACUCCUGAUUGUUUUACACCAUACUGUAUUUUACAAAUGUCUGUUUAAAGGAAUGUUUGGAAAUUCUGGGGAAAAUGUAUAUGUGCUUUCUUGCCAAGUUUGAUUGGAAGAUUGAUCCCACUAUUGUGUCUGUGCACUAAAUGUAACACCGAAAACACUCCAAGCAGUGGCAAAGUGCGGCCUGCGGCAAGCUGCCAUGUAAUAUCUAUGGAAUGCUGCGGCGGCCUGUGGCCAUUUGAUUCUGUGGCAAACUGCGGCCGAACUAAAAGUUGAGUGUGUUUUAACUUUUAGUGGUAAAUUGUGGUCAGAGAAUUCCAGUAGCCAGUAUGUAAACAGAGACCUGUGACUCCUGUGACAUGUUGACUGGUGUUACAAAGAAUUUCCUCCUACCUGAAACACAUGAACACGCCCUCCGGCAGCAGAAAAAUAUAAUUAUAGUGGCAAACCACACUUCAAGGCUGCUUGACGUGUUUUUGACGUAAGGCUACAGCUCAUAGAUGGUUAUGUUAGCUUAGCAUAUAAGCAGUUGCUAGGAAACCAGCAGUAACUCCAGGAAGUCACUGCCCCCAGCCAUGAAGUAAUUCAGCACACAGUCUCGCAACCCAUUGGCGGUCAGUCCGCAGCGAUAAACCUCUUGAGGCAAGGGCCAAUAUUUGGAGAGCUCCAGUGUAGCCAGCGGAUAUCCGGGUCGAGACUUCCCCUUCUGGGCAGAGGCCAUUUUGGCUAAUCUCUAUAAACAAAUAUCUACACAUAUGAACUAGAGCACUCAGAGAGCGCAGACCUCCGCCAAGCAGCUCGGAUUUCCCGCCAUUUUAUUAUUUUAUCCACGUCGCUUCAACCGAUCACCACCAAAAUUUUAUCAUCUGUUCCUUGUCCCAUUAUCAACCUUUCCUGAAAAUUUCAUCAAAAUCCGUUCAGAACUUUUCGAGUUAUUUUGCAGAUAAACAGACCAAUGCCAGCGAAAACAUUACCUUCUUGGCGGAGGUAAUUAGGGGUUGGAAUCACCAGAGGCCCCAUGAUACGAUAUUAUCACGAUACUUAAGUCAAGAUACACUAUUAUUGUGAUAUUAAAAGUAUUGUGAUAAAAUAUAUUGCUUUUUAUUAACUUUGUCCAACUGUAAAUUGUGUCCCAAAAGGAAAACUCUAUCAACAUCUGUUUAUCUGAUAAGAUAGUUUUCAGUCUGUCAUCUCGCUUUUUUUAAAUUGCAUCAAAAAUGUAUCUAGUGAGCUGAAAAAGUAUUAAUUUUAUAUUCUAGUAGGCCACCAAAAGCUUAAUUUCCACUUGUCAUAUUAGUAAUUUAUAUGAUAAACAAGUCGUUACUUGGCGUCCAUGUAUCGAUACGAUGUUGCCACACAAAAAUAUCGCGAUACUAUGCUGUAUCGAUUUUUGCCCCCACCCCUAAUAUAAAUGACGAUAGCUGAUGGGUUCCCAGAUUGCAUUCUGAACUCUCCACACAGACUGUUUACUUGCCCCUCAAACAUGAUUGGUCAAAACUACUCAGACUACAAACGGAAACCAACAUCUCGUGCCAUUGCUACAGAUUCUGCAAACAUAUGCAGAUAUCUGCUCAUAGAGGUUAUUCGGCACAAAAUCAUUGCUCAUCAGACUGAUUCAGAAUGAGAGCGAUGCCAGUCUUCUCAUCUAACUCUUGGCAGGAAAGCAAAUAUCUUAAGCAUAUCUCCAAAACUGUUGAACUACUCCCUUUGGGUUUUUGACAUUAAAUUUGAAUGAGUCAUCAUUUGUUGAGAUUACACGAGUCAUGAUCUUAAUAAUCUGUUCAGUGGUUUAGGAGUGAAAAUAUAGCCAAACUCUGUGUGACUGAGAAGGUGUUGAAUCAUGACUAGUAUGUUCUGUAGCAUAUAAUGUUAAUUAUGAGUAAAGACUACCGUGUGUUUGUCAUUAUGAUGUCAUGUGCACUCCAUGAUUCCUCAUCAGCUGCCAUUUCUUCUCAUAGUGCUGAAGAAUGUGAAAAUAAAACUCCUUUCAGAGAUGUUUUUUUGUAUACUUUUAUAAUUUGUAACCACUGAAAAUGUGUAACGUAAGCUGGGUUACGAGAGUAUAGGAGGAACAGAGAGAAAGGCCGCAACACGGUUUGCACCACAGUGCUACAUGCCAUCUUCAUCAGUGGUUUUUCAUCAUCAUCAUCAUCAUCAUCUUAAGUGAUUCUGUAUCAUCAUCAGAAAUGACAUAUUGUAAAACCUCAACUUCCUGUCCAUGCUAUGAGAUAGAUCUCUGUCAAAAUACUGAAAGUAUCAGAAAACUGUAAUAUCUCUUUAUUAUUAUUAUUAUUAUUAUUAUUAUUAUUAUUAUUGUGUUUUUUUAAAAAUCUGGUUUGUUUUUGUCUGGUAUGAGGGUGUGAUCACCACCAGAGGGUGAUGUACAUGUACGGGUCUGAGCUGUACAUUUUUGUGUAUUUGCAUACAGGUUGCAUUGGCCUAACUUUGUGACUAUUAUAUCAAUUUACGAAUCGAAUGAGUGCCAAAUAUGCUCGAGCAUGACAAAAUCCGGGACCUACGAGGAACUGCAGGUACUCUCUGACUCAUCGGAGGCAGACACGAGUGACUCGCUGCUGUUGUAGACUCUACUUGUGAUACAAAUGCACAGCUGAAGGUUUAACCAUGCUAAAUAUUUUUGCUGAAAGAGAGGGAGGGGGGGGAUUCUCUUUGUUUUUGUCUCAGUUUGGCAAAAGUUUAUUCAGAUAUUUGUUGUAUGUUUCUGUGUUUCCAUCCAUGGCUUAUAAAUGCGGUGAUGGUCUUAUCAUGCUGCCAUUAGAGGUGAAUAUUAAAAGCUGAUUUGCUUCAUUUGUUGGACUGUCAAAAAGAAAACAUUUGGGUCAUUUUCAUUCUUGAAUCAUUCCACACAGAGAUGUAUGUUAUCUGACCUCUUCAUCCCACUCUGUCCCAAAACAAAGUGAGCCUGACAUUUGGUGACUUUUACCCUGAAUUUUAUCAAUUAUAGUGUGAAUUUGUCCAAAAUGUAAAAGUAAAUGUAAUUCUAAUAUUAAAAUGAAGCUAUGAAAAUAUCUUAUUGUGCACUAAACAGUGUCUAAUUUUUUUUCUUUAAGUCAAACCUUUAAUGUUUCAAAGAAUCGAUAAAUGUAUUUGAGUGAAACACAGCAUUUCCCCUCCAGGAUCACGUGCCUCUUCAGUUCAUUACAUGUAAAUUUUUAACAUUACAACAUUUACAAGAUAUUUUUUAAGGUAUUCCUAGAAUAUUUUUAUAAAAUAUACCAGGCUGCUCAACAAUCAGAACAGUACAAGACUUUGAAAAAAAAAAAAAAUCUUUUUUUAAGAGUGAAAGAAACGAGUCAGGUCAACACAGCUGAUGUGAACACCGAACCUUUUUGGGCUGAUCAAACCUGAUCACUUUUGGAGGUGAAAUGCUUUGUUUGCUCAUGUCUAUUUAUUAUUUUCUGAAGAAACAUUGAAGACAGACGUGAAACGGGCCUGUUAAAAUGUGUGUAAGACAACACUCAAACCAUUGUGUGAAUAAUCAUCCUCCAGCCCAGCAGCUGAGAGAAACUGCGCUGUGCGAGGGAUUUCUGUACCCUGAGGAGAGAAAUGAUGUUAACUGUGUCAACACCAUCCAAAGUAGAGUUUUGUUCAGAGUAUGUACAGAUGUCUGUAGCUCAAAAACCUGCCCAGGAUAUAUUACUUUUUAUCCAAGUGGACACAAUCAUGUUUCCCAUUUUUGCUUAAACCAGAAAUUAAACCGUGAUUUUACUCCACAAUAGUUUUUGCAGCUGAAUAUUAACUUCUUUUGAGCAUGUAAUUAGUGUCUGCCAGUGUGUAAACAAUUUUAAUAAUUUGAUGUACAGAGAGCAUGGUCCUUGUUAGCUCUAGAGAUUUACAGCAAACUGUAAAUAUAUGCCUUAAAUAGUAGCUGUCUUGUCUUGUGUUCGUAUGUCUGUCUUGUUUUAUGGUUACUGAAUUACUGUAUCAAAAGAGGAGCCUCACAAAUAAAGCAGAGCUUUUAUUGUU